CUGCUUCGUGGCUAAUGAUCAUUGAGUGGUUCAGUAGUGUUUUUCCCCGAGUUUUAAGCAGCUCGUCGGGGACUUUGAAACGGAAUAAAUUUUCCACUAUAUACGUCCGCUGCACACUUCGUACCUAAAGCGGUUAAAAAAUAUUUGCAACAUUGCAUAUCUACGAUCGGCUCUGUUGCAGCAAAGGCUAUAAGAGAUAUACAUAUCUUGCGUCCAUAGAGUGCGCGGGGUGUUCAUAGAUGGUCGAACGGUUUAGUGUAUGCAGAAGUGCGGCGUACGAGAGUUAAAAAUUGAAUGGAAAAACAGAUUAGGAAGUAAAUAAAACUGUAGUUGAGUAGUUGGAUGAUUAACGGAAUUGAUUAAAAUUGUUAAAAAAAAUUAAAACAGUAUAUAUAUAUAUCGACACGAUAAUAUCUGCGUACGCGCACAAGUAAAAUAGGUACCUGACUGCUUGUCGUGCAGUUGUAGGUAAUAAGUUGAUUUGAAAGUACGAAUCGCCAAUAAGGAUAAAAUCAAGAACUUGUAUAGAAAAAUAUAACGACAGAAGCUGAAACAAAUAUCAUCGAGAUUCAUCAACCAACAUCGCAAUUUGUAUCGCAUCAUAUGCGGAGGAAGCGCGAAAACAGUGAAGUAACAAUAAUAAUAAUAUUUUCUUUUCGCGUUAUAUGACCUGAAGUAUAAUCGUCAGAGGGCAGGGGCAAAUGUUUAUCAAGACAAAUAACAAAAAACAACAACCGAACAACCGGUCAUCGAAUAUAAACGCAACCGAUACGAACCACGUUCCAUCGAAAGGAGUAAUCGUCAUUACCUCAAGAGAGAGAGAGAGAGAGACAGAGUGAAAUCAUCGCCUGAUACAUAUCACUCCUACUCCCCCCACCCUCACCCCAUCCCCACCACGCCGCCGUUUUCCCCCUCCCAUUCCCCGUCCCGGCCAAACCUGCCCCUCGUUUUCCUCCCCCUCACCUCCGCCCCUUCCCGUCGUUCUUCUUCCCCCUCUCUUUCGGCCGUCCACCACUCUUUGACACUGUGCGUUAUCCUCGGUUGACUCCUGCUGAAAUAUAUUUGUAAUCAUCCAAAAAGUAGUCACGACGAAGAUGCCGCUCUUCGGUAAAAAGGAUUCUAGCAAGAAAUUGAAAAAGGAUGGAAAGGACGAGAGAUUGCCGUCGGUUGACGAGAAAUACAUCCUCAAGGAAUUACUCGGAACGGGAGCGUUUUCCGAGGUCAGAUUGGCAGAGAGUAAAGAAAAACCUGGCCAGAUGUUUGCCGUGAAGAUAAUUGACAAGAAGGCGUUGAAGGGUAAAGAAGACUCGUUGGAGAAUGAGAUAAAGGUGUUACGAAGGUUCAGUGAAACAGUGAAACCACAGAGCGGUGGUGGACCGUUCAAGUCGGAUAAUAGUGGCGAGACGGGAUGGCUGACCCACCCGAACAUUGUGCAGCUUUUGGAAACGUUCGAAGACAAGCACAAGGUCUACUUGGUAAUGGAGUUGGUCACCGGGGGAGAACUCUUCGACAGAAUUGUAGAGAAAGGUUCUUACACAGAGAAAGACGCUUCCGGUCUUAUACGACAAGUGCUCGAAGCAGUCGACUACAUGCACGAGCAGGGUGUCGUUCACAGAGAUCUGAAACCUGAGAAUCUCCUCUACUACAGUCCGGACGAAGACAGUAAAAUCAUGAUCAGUGACUUUGGCCUAUCGAAAAUGGAGGAUUCCGGAAUAAUGGCAACGGCCUGCGGCACGCCUGGUUAUGUCGCACCGGAGGUAUUGGCGCAAAAGCCAUACGGCAAAGCCGUAGACGUAUGGAGCAUAGGUGUGAUAUCUUAUAUUCUAUUGUGCGGAUAUCCACCGUUCUACGACGAGAACGACGCCAAUCUGUUCGCCCAGAUACUACGAGGUGAAUUUGAGUUCGAUUCGCCGUACUGGGAUGACAUUAGCGACUCUGCAAAGGAUUUCAUUAAGAAAUUGAUGUGCGUUAACGUCGACGAACGAUACACCUGCAAACAGGCGCUGGCGCACCCUUGGAUAUCCGGAAACGCGGCGAGCAAUAAAAAUAUCCAUGGCCCGGUAGGAAUGUCUCCCUGUUGUCUCAUGGUUGCAGCAAGCGUAUCACGCGACUACGGUCAUCCGUCAGAUGCAACGGCUAGCGCUCAACAGUGGCCUUCAGCAGCAGAAGGGUGUCCAAGGUUCGACCGGCCUUUCCUCCAGUGGAAGCAAUUCAACGCAGCAGCGCCAAGACCCAUCGUCCGUCAGUCCAAAUAUAAAUCGUCAUCAACAACAGCACAGAGCUCCGUUAGGACAGUCGACAAAUUACAACUGAAGCCAAUGCUGGAGGAGGUACAACAAUCUAAUGUCGUACCAGCUUUGUUGGUUCUGGCGACUCCAGUGACACCGUUAUCUCUAAACGACUCUAAGAUAUAUCACCGUAGUAAACGCUUCAAGUUGUUAUGGUGCAGCACGCGAAGCGCUCUCUCAACAUUGUUCCCAGCGAAAAUAUCGCAUCUUAGAAAACAUAAGAAGUGUAAAAAGAGUUGAACGUCUAACUUCGAACAAUGUAUGUUCGAUUCAUUCUGUUUGUAUAUUCAAUACAUAUAGGUAUACACAUAUAUAUAUAUGUAUGUAUAUAUACAUAAAUACAUGUAUAUAUAUAUGUGUAUAUACAUAUACAUAUAUGUAUAUUUUUUCUUUCAAUCUGGAUCUGAUUUUUUCGAACAAAAAUAUCGCGACGACUUUUUCAAAGCGAUUGGGCCGAAAUAUCAAAAUCUUCUGUCGUUGAUUUGGAAAAGAAGAUACAAAAAAAAAAAACAGCAUCGAUGCGGUUGAAAAAAAAUUAAUCAAUUGCUUGUCAUUGUUGCAAGUUUAAGGUGAGCAUUGAAAAUUCAAGCGACCAAUGAUAUAAAUACAUAUACGCUUUCUACGAGAUCUGAUUAAUGAAAAUGAAUAAGAAAAGCAUACAAGUGAUAAUAAUUGAAGGAAGAAACUUGUAUCAUCUUUAUCUUGACGUUUUUCUCGAGCAUAAUGUCACUAAUGAUUUAAGUUAUCUCUGUUCUUUUGUUUGUUUAUAAAUAAUAUAUAAAUAUAGACAUAUAAAUAAAUAAAUAAAUAUAUAUAUAUAUACAUGCAAAUAUAAUAUCUUCCACGUAAUGCUUAUGAGGAGAAACUGAUUUCGAUAAAACUAGAUAAAAUAAUAAUAAUAAUAAUAAUAAUUCAAAUAAAACAAAAUCAAGGCUGGUUAAAUUAUUGUCAGUCUUUUUAAAUGCAAAAUUCAAGCAUUCAUGAUAACUCUCUUUUGGUCACGGUGUCAACUAAAUGAUGAAUAAAUUAAAAGUAUAAUAAUAAAUCAAAAUAAAUGAACAAAUAAAUAAAUUUACAAAAUAUCGCGUCCCUGGCCGGACGAAAGAUAAAAUGUGUUUUAUUAUCUUUAUCACGUGGAAAAACUGCGCUCAAUUAUUGCUAAGAAUUACACCUCUUUAUAUACUUACAAACACUUUCUGGCCCAGUAGAAGAGAUAGAAAAAAAAAAAAAAAUAAAGAAUAACUCAAUUGUCGAUCCUCAAAACGAUACAAUUGUACGCAAAAAUUUCAGUUGCAAUUUUUAAAUUCUAAAGCACACGAAAUGAUUUGUUCGUUCCUUUUUUCGGAAACGCGAUAUCGUACUAAUAUCGAUAUAUAUAUAUAUAUAUAUAUAUAUAUAUAUACGUAUUGACACGAGUUUAUUAAAAGAAAAUGAAGUGAAAUAUCGAUCGGUAAGAUAGCAAAUAAAUAGGCAAGUUAAAAGAAAGAAGGUACGCAGCUUGAACACGUGAAUUUGUUUCUAAUUCAAAAACUGUGUCAAGUACGUUUUUUAAAACUCGACUACCAAUGCGAAAUUGUACUUUAAACAAAGCGACAGCAUUAGACUCAGCGAUUUUCAAAAAAACAAGCAGUCGAGCUGCGUACAUGUUCUCUUAAAAGUAGUUACGUAUUUCAACGAU
Messenger RNA from Neodiprion fabricii, 3966 nucleotides. It is a transcript of the gene CaMKI, whose product is annotated as calcium/calmodulin-dependent protein kinase type 1. NCBI's taxonomy places the organism in Eukaryota, Metazoa, Arthropoda, Insecta, Hymenoptera, Diprionidae. The record is from RefSeq and is a predicted model, not a curated record. Gene Ontology annotation, molecular function: calcium/calmodulin-dependent protein kinase activity; calmodulin binding; ATP binding. Bases 1095 to 2528 code for a protein of 477 amino acids. Gene Ontology annotation, biological process: protein phosphorylation. The transcript is spliced from 10 exons.